Siniperca chuatsi (mandarin fish) is the source of this 1181-nucleotide messenger RNA. RefSeq names its product hydroxysteroid (17-beta) dehydrogenase 8 (gene hsd17b8). The transcript has 9 exons. Bases 16 to 924 code for a protein of 302 amino acids. NCBI's taxonomy places the organism in Eukaryota, Metazoa, Chordata, Actinopteri, Centrarchiformes, Sinipercidae. Gene Ontology annotation, molecular function: oxidoreductase activity, acting on the CH-OH group of donors, NAD or NADP as acceptor. The record is from RefSeq and is a predicted model, not a curated record.
GAGUAGCUAAAGUUAAUGUUUUUCCAGUUUCUGCUGCCUUUAUACUUUUUUAAAAAAAACUACCGUGGAAAACACAACUCCCGCGGUGUCACGGCGCCAUCUAGUGGCCAAACCGAGAACUACAAAAACACAGGCAACAAACCAUCAUGGCGGCUGCCACAAGGCUUAUAUCAAGGAGGAGGCAGUGGGAUCGGACGGGCGGUGUGUCAGCGCUUCGCCUCUGAGGGCGCCUCCGUGGUGGUCGCUGACAUCAGCGAGGAGUCGGCCGACGAGACCCUGGGGAGCCUGCAGAGUGACCUCAGAGGACAGGGUCACAUGGCGGCUGUGGUGGACGUGUCGUCAAAAGAGAGUGUAAAGAAGCUGGUCACAAGUAUACAGUUAAUGUCCGCCUCUCCCUCCCAGACUCAUUACUUUCAGCCUCCCUCGGUGUGUGUGAACGCAGCAGGCAUCACCCAGGACGACUUCCUGCUCAACAUGGAGGAGGAUCAGUUUGACAAAGUCAUCCAGGUCAACCUGAAGGGUUCAUUCUUGGUCAUUCAGUCUGUCGCUCAGGCUCUGGUGGCCUGCGGAGCACCCAAAGGAUCCAUCGUUACUGUGGGCAGCAUCGUGGGAAAGGCGGGAAACAUCGGACAGGCAAAUUACGCCGCCUCUAAAGCUGGAGUGGAGGGUUUAACCAGGACAGCUGCCAAAGAGCUCAGCAGGUUUGGGAUUCGUUGUAAUUGUGUGCUGCCAGGUUUCAUAUCGACUCCGAUGACAGAUAAAGUUCCAGAGAAGGUUAUUAGCAAGAUGAAGUCCUUGGUGCCUCUGGGAAGAAUGGGUGAGCCUGCAGAGGUCGCUGAUGUAUGUGCCUUUCUGGCUUCAGAUGACUCUCGAUACAUCACAGGAGCCAGCAUUGAAGUGACAGGAGGACUUUUCAUUGGAUGAAUCGGCUGUCCGUCACACUGAUGAAGACCAAUGGGAGGCCAGUUCCUUCAUAGUUAAUUUAAUUGUUAAAGAAAUGUUACUUUUAUUAACACUUAAAGGAGCAGUGUGUAGGAUUUCUGCCAAUAGCUCCUCUUAAAUGUUACACACUGCACCUUUAAGUCAUGAUUACUGUUCAUUAUGUUUUAUAAAUCUGGUUGUAAACAUGUACUAUGCAGUGUAAAGCCACUUUUUGUGCCAAUAAACACCUGUUUGUAAUA